Molecule: messenger RNA, 1847 nt
Organism: Gracilinanus agilis (Agile Gracile Mouse Opossum)
Lineage: Eukaryota; Metazoa; Chordata; Mammalia; Didelphimorphia; Didelphidae
Gene: NUBP2
Product: nucleotide binding protein 2
Exons: 7
Coding region: 312-1127 (271 amino acids)
Biological process (GO): iron-sulfur cluster assembly
Cellular component (GO): cytosol
Molecular function (GO): 4 iron, 4 sulfur cluster binding; ATP binding; ATP-dependent FeS chaperone activity
Source: RefSeq, a predicted model, not a curated record
GAAAUCGGAGUAAUACAGAGCCAAGUCUACCACGCACAUUGGCCCAAGGACCAGCAAUUGGAAAAGUAGCCAAUUUUUAGGAUUUAGAAGAAAGCCCACCUCCAUUUCCCAGGAGUCGCGGGGGCGGGUGGUAGGCACGCCUUCGGAGAUAUGAUUGGUUAAGAAAAGAGGACAAGGACAAAGGGGAGGGAGAAGGGAAGAGAUGUUGCUUCGGAUUGGAUGAAAGGUCUCUCACUCUAGGCGGGAGAAGGGAAGGGGUGUGUGUACGCAGAUGGAGGCGGAAGUUGUGACGUGAAGUAGCGCCCGGCAGAAUGGAGGCCGCACAGGAGACAAGAAACCUGACUGGUAUCAGACAGAUCAUCUUGGUCCUUUCAGGAAAAGGUGGGGUAGGGAAAAGCACCAUCUCUACAGAGCUGGCCCUGGCCCUCCGGCAUGCUGGCAAGAAGGUUGGAAUUCUGGACGUGGACCUCUGUGGUCCCAGCAUUCCCCGAAUGCUUAAAGUACAAGACAAGGCUGUGCACCAGUGUGACAGUGGUUGGGUGCCCGUGUUUGUGGACCAGGAGCAAACCAUCUCCCUCAUGUCUGUGGGCUUCUUGCUAGAGAAGCCAGAUGAAGCUGUGGUGUGGAGAGGACCCAAGAAAAAUGCAUUGAUAAAACAGUUUGUCUCUGAUGUGGCCUGGGGUGACCUGGACUAUCUCAUUGUGGAUACACCACCAGGGACCUCUGAUGAGCACAUUUCUACUGUGGAAGCUCUUCGCCCUUAUAAGCCCCUGGGGGCUAUUUUGGUUACUACACCUCAGGCAAUAUCUGUGGGUGAUGUUAGGAGAGAACUCACCUUUUGCAAGAAGACAGGGUUGCAAGUGAUUGGAAUCGUGGAAAAUAUGAGUGGUUUUGUCUGUCCACAUUGUUCGGAGUGCACUAAUCUUUUCUCUAAGGGAGGUGGGGAAGAACUGGCCAGGCAUGCAAAAGUCCCCUUCUUAGGCUGUGUGCCCCUGGAUCCUCAGCUUACAAAGAGUUUGGAGGAAGGCCAAGACUUCAUCCAAGAAUUCCCUAAAAGCCCUGCUUUUCCUGCAUUCAUUUCUAUCACUCAGCAGAUCCUGGAUGGGACAUUGGCUCAGACUUCCUAAUGAAGGCAUCUCAGGUUCUUGCUUACUAUGAUUCCUUUUUUGCUGCUGUUGGAUUCAGCCCUUUGCCUAAAAGAUAGAAGAAUGUCACAGAGCAAAGACCUCUAAAGAAACUUCCUGGAUCAUUCAGAAGCCCUCAGUGCAAAGGAACCAGUGUCAUUUCUGCAAUUAAAAUAGGCUUCCUAAGGACCAGGUAGCUAUUCCCUCUGGGGCACUGGCUUUGUUGUUUUUUGCACCACCCCUAAUCAAGCCCUGGCAUGCUCCCACUCAGAAUGGGCUUCUGUGGAUCCACAGUGGUUAAUGGUACUGAAUUUUUAGUUGCUUCUAACAAGACAGGACCGUGGAGGGUGUGCUGACUUUAGUUAAGAUGUAACUAACUGUAGAGACAUCUCAACAUAAUGUCAUUGGCAUUGCCUUCUCUACCUCUGGUACUAAGACUAUUGGGUACACCAUGGACAUCUUUCCUUUGCUCUGGAUUCAGGGUCUUAAUAGUUUAAGUACUGUAGUUGGAGUAUUUCCCUUUUCAGAUAUGGAAGUACCAUCUGGCCAUUAAGUCUAUAUGAUAACUUGGAAGCAUAUGUAGUCUAAAGGAAUGUAUCUGUAGCCCCACCAUAUCAGAACCUUGAUGCCAACUGAAGAUUUCUACAUUGUUAAACAUGCCUCAGGAGUGCUUUGUAACUUUAAAGGAACCCCCAAUUAAAGAAAUUCCCCUCUGUUUUUGCA